AACUCUGCAAAUAUAAAAAAAAUAUAAAACUCAAUAUGCCGGUAACUGUAAUUAAAUCUGAAGAAGAGUACAAACAACUGAUUGGUGCCGACAAGACAUCAGUGGUAUUAUUUUCGGCAGAAUGGGCAGAACAAUGCAAACAGGUUUUGGAUGUACUAGAAGAUUUGAGCAAAUUAUUGGGAGAUAAAUUACAAUUUAUAACAAUUACCGCCGAAGAAUAUCCUGAAGUUGCGAUGAAACAUCAGAUUGAGGCAGUACCCACUGUAAUAUUUUUCACCAAAGGUACCGCAGUAGAUCGUGUUGAUGGCGUAGAUAUACCAUCGCUUAGUGCAAAAUGUAAACAAUUGGGUGCAUCCGCUACAAGUGAUCAGCCUCUGGAGGAACGGUUGAAGGCCCUGAUUAAUAAAGCCCCAUUGAUGAUUUUCAUGAAGGGUGAUCGUAAUGCUCCCCGUUGUGGCUUCUCCAAACAACUGAUAGCUAUAAUCAAUGAAACUGGACUUCCCUAUGAAACAUUCGACAUUUUAACCGACGAAGAAGUCCGCCAAGGUCUUAAAACAUAUUCCGAUUGGCCCACCUAUCCUCAAGUAUAUGUCAAAGGUGAACUUGUUGGAGGUCUGGACAUCAUUAAAGAAAUGAAGGCCAACAAUGAACUGGAAUCCACAUUGAAAGGCGAAUAAAU
This is a messenger RNA of Musca vetustissima, 679 nucleotides long. Its product is annotated as glutaredoxin 3-like. Bases 36 to 677 code for a protein of 213 amino acids. The record is from RefSeq and is a predicted model, not a curated record. The transcript is spliced from 4 exons. Lineage: Eukaryota; Metazoa; Arthropoda; Insecta; Diptera; Muscidae.